AAGUGCAUCGCCGCUCAAUCAUUUUGUACACACAGCCAAUUUCGAACCAAUUUGCUUUUUGACAGUUUCUCGCGUUCAUAAUGCUACUUUUUUUACUUACAUUUUCACAUCUUGUGUUUCUUCCACCCCACAUCAUAGCGGAAAAUGCACCAAUUUAUUCUUAUGAAAAUGGUCUAUUAUUAACGUUACAUUCACAUGACCUGAAGAUUCAGAAGCCUUUUAUUGAUAUAGCCCGUUCUAUUCAAAACACGUUUGUUGGCAUUAAACCUACUCUCGACCCUCAGCAGCUUGAGGCGCACCUAGUGAUCAAUAAUUCUGCGUGUGUUAGAGAUAUCGUUUCUGUAAUAUAUGGUAUUUUCCGACUGAAUGAAGAAUCCAUAAAAUGGUUGGAUGCUGCUGGAAAAAUUGUGCCUGGCAUAGAGGCUGGUGGUAUUAACUGGAUCGGAAGCAUGGAAUUAUGUCAAAAUAUUACUGAUUUCAAUUACGCAUUGUCACAUCACGUUAAAGGAAAAUAUUGCUCAGCAUUUGUCAAACUUCCUACUGAUGAGCUUCUUCCUCAAAAAGUGACAAUAGAAUUGAACUAUGGAAUGUGUAUUCCCACCUCAUGUACCAAAGAUGAUUUAGUUGUGUUACUCGAUAUAGGUUUGUUGAAUUUAAACAAUAAAUGUACCUAGUUUUGUCUAGAGUAAACUUAUCCCUAGAUAACUCCACAACAUUUUGUCAUGAAGAAUUUGGAUCAGUUCCCAAAGACGGUUGGUUUUGGAUUUCAAUAUCUAUAUUAAUAAUAGUAAUCGUUCUCCUACUGAUCGGAACAACAAUCGAUUUGAUUAUAUGGAGUAUGUGGAAAUAUCAAGCGCAUACAAUUCUCUACAAUAGACUAGUUGACUCAGUCAACUCUUCAGAAUCACUGGCUAGUUCAAAUGAAUCUGUGAUUGUUUCUGGAGAAAAUAUACAAGAGGAGAAUACAACUGGAGAGAGUGAUGUUGUCUGCCCAGAAUUGAAUAGCUUAUCCUAUUCAAAAUAUCGAUUUAAAAUCCUGUCAAAUAUGAAUUAUGGCAUUAAAUUUCUUGCACUCUACUCUAUUCCGUAUAAUGGAUGGCAUUUAUUUCAGUUGAAACCAAGCACAAUAGUGAAUAAAUCAGGUCAACUGUGUGAAAAUCCUCUACUUUGUUUGGAUGGUAUUCGAGUUUUGACAAUGAUUUGGAUAAUAUAUGGUCAUUGUAUAGUAUAUUCUAUAGUCGGUUCGAAUAAUACUUUAUUUUAUGCACAAACUCAUCUGCGUCAAUGGUCGUUUCAAGCGAUGGUUGGUGCACCGCUGUCUGUGGAUGCCUUCUUUUUUAUGUCAGGAUUAUUAACUACCUAUUUAACGCUUCCAAAACUUCGAAGAAUUUGCAGUUGGAAAAAUUGGUUUAAAUUUUGGUGUAGUUUUACAUUUCAUCGUAUUGUUCGCUUAACACCAGCUUAUCUUCUAGUUUUACUUUUAUACACUGGUCUCUUUAUUCAUGGUUAUUCUGGCCCAUUAUAUCCACAGAAUCCUGAAUUAACAGAUGUUAAAUUCUGUCGAGCUCAUUGGUGGGCAACAUAUUUAAACAACUUUAUAUAUGCAGAUGAAGUAUGUAUGGGAUGGUCAUGGUAUUUAUCUGAUGAACUACAAUUUUCACUUGUAUUGGCGCCAAUAUUUUUAUCUUUACUCAUGUGCCAUGAAUACAUCGGUAUUUCCUUUGCCAUUGCACUUAUCAUUUCGAGUAUUGGAUCUACCUACGGUAUUUCAUAUGCAAACAAUUAUUUACCCUGGUUCCUUGCAAUUCAAUCAUUCACCACUAUUUAUAUAAAGCCGUAUACACGUUGGAGUACUUAUGCUAUAGGUCUUUUGUGUGGUUGGUUCUUGGAAAAACACCCGAAUAUUUUAGAGUCUGUAUCUCGAAAGUAUAAAGUUCUUCUCUUCACACUGGGUGUUUGCUUUUCAUCAAUAUUUUGCAUAUCUACUGUUUAUGGCCUGUAUGGAUUUUUAAGUGGAAAACUUCCAUCAAUGACAACUUCUGAAGCUGCAGCAUACACAGCAUUUAGUCGACCAGUGUUUAUUCUCGGUGUAGCAAUUGUUGUCUCGAUGUGUGCACUUGGCUGCGGCGGACCAAUUCAUUGGCUGCUUACAUCCUCGGUAUUUCGUCUUCCUGCACGUAUAACAUUCACUGUUUAUCUUGUACAUCCGAUUGUUAUUCAAUUUAUUAUUUUCGGUCGUCAAAGUCCAGCUGUAUUGGAUAAUUUAUAUCUGAUAACCUUGUUCUUCGCAGUUCUACCCAUCAGUUAUCUGAUUGGCUUCGUAGUCUCAUUGGCCACAGAAUCGCCUAUGCUAGUUACCAAAUAUGUGUUUGGAAGCAAACAACCUUCACCAAUAGAAAAUUAAAACAAAUUCAAAAUGGAUUCAAUAAAACAAAGAACGAAAGAAAGAAAAAAAAACAAAGAAACAAUCGAAUCUCUUUUCUACCUUUCAUAUGAUUUCCUAUUAUUUUUAGUAUAGAUAUAUAUAUAUGUAUUAUUUAAUAUAAGUGAAUUUUGUUUUAACGUUAUGCUGCAAUAAAUCCUAUUUGUAAUUACUUUUCAAGUUAUUCUUGCAUUAUUACACUUUUUUACUGUCUACCUUUUCAAUUACGUAACUAUCUUAGUAGUUUGUUUCCUGAUAGUCAGAAGAUUUCAAUGAUCCGCCUAAUUAUUCUGUGAUUACAUUCACUUGCAUUAGUUAGUGAAUUUUUUAAGAUUAAUUUCUUGAUCAAAGUUCAAUUUUCUUUGUUUUAUAUAACCCUGUGAUGUGCAAGUGCACAAAUGACUAAAAUAUAAUUAUUU
This is a messenger RNA of Trichobilharzia regenti, 2841 nucleotides long. The record is from the annotation of a GenBank genome assembly. Lineage: Eukaryota; Metazoa; Platyhelminthes; Trematoda; Strigeidida; Schistosomatidae.